GUUUGCCAUUAUUGAUAGACUCGUACGAAUUGUGUUUACUUUCUUAUUCAUAACCGAUUUAACCUUGCUAUACUUAGAUCAAUAGAAUGGGGUGAAUGACCUAAAAGUGUGCUCGUCAUAUUGUUGGAGAGCUUGAAUAUCUGGAUCUAGUGGAGACUGAUGUUCAAGUCUCGACUUUAAGACAGAAACCAACGAAACCUAAUUGAAAUGGCUCACUGGGGAUACACAGACAAAAAUGGUCCAUCCACCUGGAAAGAUGGAUUCCCUAUCGCCGAAGGCAGCCGACAGUCGCCGAUUGACAUCGUGCUGUCAGAGGCGGUGUAUGACGUUGGGCUCAUGGCCGGCAUUCCUCUUGGUGUCGACUACAAACCGGAAGACGAGACCCUUUUGCAGAACAACGGGCACAGCGUCAUGUGCCAGAUCACCAAGCCUGGAUUUUUGACCGGUGGUCCACUUGGCAACCAGAAGUUCCGCCUAGAGCAGUUCCACCUGCACUGGGGAGCAGACGACAACCGAGGAUCGGAGCAUACAAUUGACGGGAAGAUGUUCGCAUCCGAGCUGCACCUGGUCCACUGGAAUACAAAGUAUGACAGCUUCGCGGAGUCCGUUACCAAGAGCGACGGACUCGCCGUCCUCGGGAUUAUGAUCAAGCCCGGCCACACCCACAACGGGUUCUCCGCCGUCUCGGACAACUUGACGACGUUGAGCAAGCCCGGUAGCAAGGCCUCGUUACCCGUCUCCCUCAAUCCCACCAGCUUGUUACCAGACAACAUCAGCGCCUACUGGACGUACGAGGGCUCCCUCACAACUCCGCCCCUCUUUGAAAGUGUCCAAUGGAUUGUCUUUAUGGAACCCGUGGAAUUCUCUCACCAACAGCUGACCGCUCUUCGCAGUCUCACUGAUUCCGACGGACAUCACAUGCAGGACAACUACCGACCUCCUGUGCCAACAAAAGGGAGAAAAGUCAGGGCAUCCUUUCAAUAAAAAAACAUUUAUGAAUUACUUCCCUUAUCAUAUUCUAUUUUAUCGUAUUUCAAACGCAUAUUUGUAACCUGGAUGAUGUAAACACGAUCUCGUAUUCAUUUAUAUGUUAAUAUCCGUUUUCAUAUUUUGAAACGAAUAGCCAACACGGAUCAAAAGCAACUAUUGUGCAAUAUUGUGUGUACAUGAGCAAACGAUUUGGAAUUGCAUUUCCUUGAAUCAGCAUUAACAUUUAAUGAAGUAUCAAUAUUCUGAACUUGUCAAAAGUGAGUAUAAUGAUUUGUAGUUUUUUCAGUGGUAUAAUAAAGUACUUUACCCAUAUGCGGAUUUAAACGGCGUUUCAAUGUUCACGGUUCGAUUCUUUCAUUCCCGAAAAUUUUAAUGAAAACGUGAUGUGAUGGACGUGCGAAGUCAAUUUACUGUUAGUUAUUAGUUAUAAUGUAACAACUGUUUGGUAGUUUAACAUAGAAAACAAAUGAUGGCAAAAUGCCGUUUUCACCAAGGCGAAAAUCACUUGCAAGAAAAACAGUCAAAAUAUUAAGAUUCUAGUGUCUAAAUAUGUAACGUACACAGUAUAUUUAUUUAACUUAAAUUUUAUAUUGGAGAUUGAUGCAGUAAUGCAAAGACAACGUUUGGUUUGCAUGUCAGUUUGCGCCUUAACACUUUUAGUUUUUGUUGAUACAGAGUGUACAUAUACGAAAAUAAAAUCUAGGGAAUAUACACUAAAGGCAUCUGCAACUGUUGCAUAAAAUAUGUUCUUACAUAACUAGUGCACAUGCACUGAAUUUUUCUUGGUGUCUAUAUUUUAGCAAAACAAUCAAGACAAUAUUAUCCGCAGUGCGGAGAGAAUUUGGUUGUCACUAUUUACUGUCUUGAAUUUACUAUCUACAAUAAAUACGAGCACAUGUUUACAGAUUUGUAUAGGGCAUUGUGGUAUUAUGAAUUUUCUGAUUCCAUUUUGUUAAAUUGAUCGUUUUCAGACGUUAUGAUUAAGUAUUAAGUAACAAUAUUAUAAACUUUAAAUUGUCAAUGCUAACGUAUACUGCUCGCAUAUGAAUAAUUUUUGUUUUGUACACGAACGCUAUGUUCUGAUUGCAUUUUCUGGUGUCCUACUGAUAUACUUCUUUUUACGAACUGCAUUUUAACAUUUUUUUGCGCGCUUCGGCUUCAAGUGUGUGUAACUCUAAAUAUAAGUCUACAUUCAGCCAUGUAUUGUGUAAUCAGAAUUUGAUGUUAUAUUUAUGCCCCCCUGCGAAGAAAGGGGGUAUAUUGCUUUGCACAUUUCGGUCGGUCGGUCUGUCAAUCUGUCGGUCCGUCCACCUGGUGGUUUCCGGAUGAUAACUCAAGAACGCUUAGGUCCAGGAUCAUGAAACUUCAUAGGUAGAUAGAUCGUGACUCGCAGAUGACCCCUCUUGAUUUUGAGGUCUUUAGGUCAAAGGUCAAGGUCAUGGUGACCCGAAAUAGUAAAAUGGUUUCCGGAUGAUAACUCAAGAACGCAUGUGCCUAGGAUCAUGAAACUUCAUAGGUAGAUUGACCAUGACUUGCAGAUGACCCUAUUGAUUUUGAGGUCACUAGGUCAAAGGUCAAGGUCACGAUGACCAGAAAUAGUAAAAUGGUUUCCGGAUGAUAACUCAAGAACGCAUACGCCUAGGAUCAUGAAACUUCAUAGGUAGAUAGAUCAUGACUCGCAGAUAACCCCUAUUGAUUUUGAGGUCAGUAGGUCAAAGGUCAAGGUCACGGUGACCCGAAAUAGUAAAAUGUUUUUCGGAUGAUAACUCAAGAACACAUACGCCCAGGAUCAUGAGACUUCAUGAGUAGAUUGAUCAUGACUCGCAGAUGACCCAUAUUGAUUUUCAGGUCACUAUGUCAAAGGUCAAGGUCACGGUGACCCGAAACAGUAAAAUUGUUUCCGGAUGAAAACUGAAGAACGCCUUUGCCUAGGAUCAUGACACUUCAUAGGUCCAUUGAUCAUGACUCGCAGAUGACCCCUAUUGAUUUUCAGGUCACAAGUUCUAUAUAAUUUUACAUACAUACAUACAUACAUACAUACAUAUAGGCAUUAUGCAUAUAAACUAACAAAUUUGUGAACAUUUCAUUACUUAAUAUAUAGGUCCGACAUAUAAAAUAAUUUUUUUUUUUUUAGACCACCCAUCCGCCCCAAUUUUCCCCAAAAUUUGGAUGAGAAUCUAGUUAUUUAUUUUCUAUGGCCUUAUACUUAUCUACUUUGACAUCUUAAGUACUGUGUGAGUGGUAAGACGUGAUAUAUUACAUCAGAUAAUGUUGUACAUUAUUGAGUGUCUACUUUGUGAAAUAAUAUGUCUGUGUUCAGUCUGACACAUUUUUCAUCAUACAGCUUUUAAGAUGCAUAAGAUAUAUGUUGAUUGUACGAAGCAUUCACGAAGUCGUUUGCCAAUUUAUUGUAUUUAUAUUCAAAAAUAUGGGUAAUCACACUUUGGUUGUUGUGAAUGUUUUUAAAGGUUCACAGAUUGUCAAAAUGAUAUUUCUCCAACAUUAAAUAACAGAUUAAAAAAUAAAAGAACAAUUUACAUCAGGGAGCACAAGUUCACUUAUGACGUAGACUUGUACUGAAAAUACAGUGUUGUUUUUGAAAAAUCAUUUUGUGAAAUGGAUGAAAUCAUCAAGCAUUAUGAAAGCAAAGUGGUUGAAUAGUAUGGAAUGGGUCUGUUGUUUUUGUUAAGUUAAUGUAUUUUUGUGUGCGAUUAGACAACACGUUGAAUUGUAUGGGUAGUUUAUUUUAAUACUAUUUUAUUGCUUUUGUCUAUAAAUGUUUAUAAUAUUAUAUAUAAAGAAACCAAAGUGCAUAUGUGAGUUACAAUGAGAUCUUUACAUAGGUAAAGAAGCUUUGAGCUUGAAGAUGAGAAAAAAUGUUUGGGUCAGAAGUUUUAGUAAGAUAAGAUGCUGAUCUCUAUUAAUUGAAUGGGUAGCUAUAUACUGAAUAAUGAUAUAUUUCAAAUCCAAUAUUGGAACAAAUGUAUUAGGAGCAUUAGGUGUCUAUACAUCAGAAUGAUUUAUGCUUCAGAAUGUUUUAUGCUUUAAGUGAAUAAAUUAGAUACAAGUUUAUUUAUGCUUUGAAAUAUUUUAUAUUAACCAAUUUCAACCUGCAAGCGUCCCUGCCAUUUUGCAUGCGACUAUAGUGCUCAUAUGACGCUUAUGUUUCCCUAAACUGGCAUAAUUAAUUAGCCUCAAUGCAUUCUUUCCAUGCAAAUAAAUAAUAAAUAACCA
Molecule: messenger RNA, 4224 nt
Organism: Dreissena polymorpha
Lineage: Eukaryota; Metazoa; Mollusca; Bivalvia; Myida; Dreissenidae
Product: carbonic anhydrase-like
Exons: 8
Coding region: 208-984 (258 amino acids)
Cellular component (GO): cytoplasm
Molecular function (GO): carbonate dehydratase activity; zinc ion binding
Source: RefSeq, a predicted model, not a curated record